AUGUCAGCAUCCCUAGGGAAUUCUGAAGGCAAAGCCGAUGUCUCGACAACUGUGGAGAGCCAAGAUGAACACCCACCACCUCGUCCCCGAUUUUUCUACAGUACCCUUUUUCAAAUCCUGGUUGUAGGAUUCUGUGCAUUUUGUGCGCCAGGGAUAUGGAGUGCAAUGAACGGGUUGGGUGUGGGCGGAUCCCAGAGCCCAGAUUUGGUCAACACAGCCAACGCCUUACUAUACGCCUUGAUGACAGUGACCUGUUUCGCGGGUCCUUUCCUCACAAACGCGAUCGGCUUCCGUUGGACUCUGACGUUAGGGUCACUUGGAUACCCACUCUAUGCAGCGGGGUUGUAUCUGAACAAUCGCACUGGCGCAACAUGGCUUGUGUAUCUUGGGUGUGUCACUUGCGGCAUCAGCGCUGGUUUCUUCUGGAGUGUUGAGGGUGCUGUCGCCACAGGGUAUCCCGAGCAACACAAGCGUGGUCGCUACAUUGCAACUUGGUUCACGUUCCGCAAUUUUGGAAACAUCGUCGGUGGUGCUGUCUCUUUGGGAAUCAACCACAGUGUCAAUCAUCGCGGCCAGGUUGGGUACCAGACAUACCUUGCUUUUAUUGCCAUCCAGUGUCUUGGACUAGUCAUUGGUCCUCUCUUGUCGAACCCAGAGAAAGUGCAAAGAGAUGAUGGAGCACGUAUCGAGGCGCCCCGUGGUAUCCACUUUCGUGAAGAGCUCUCCGCGAUGUGGCGGUUAGCGAGGAGUAGGUCAAUCUUGCUCCUUGUCCCGCUGUUCUGGUAUUUCGGGUGGAUCCAGGCAUACCCUGGUACAUAUCUUGCCACAUAUUUCACCGUUCGUUCUCGCGCACUCGGAAGCUUCAUGUCUGCGGUUGUAGGGACACUGGCAACUUGGUUGGGCGGGUCGUUGGUGGAUCUGACUUGGUUGAAAAAUCGGAAACAUCGAGCAAUCGUCACAUUUGUCCUGAUCGCACUUAUGAACAGUGCGACUUGGAUCUGGGCAGUCAUUAUCCAAAACGAGUACCGACACACCAACCCCGUGUUGGACUGGGGCGAUCAGCGCUCCUUCGGUCGUGGCUUUGGCCUUUAUCUUUUUGAACGCAUCAGUCUUGGUCUGGUUGAGAAUUAUAUUUACUGGUGUAUCGGAAAUUUGUCGGACUCACCCGGCGAUCAAAUUCGAUACAGCUCAUUGCUUCGGGGGAUUGAAACCGCUGGAGUUGCUGUCGGAUUUGGCGUUCAGGCUGUACCAACAGCUUUGAUUGCGACAGCGAGUAUUAAUCUCGGCUUGUGGUUCAUCGCUUUACCUUUCAGUUAUUAUGCCACUCUCCGAGUCGUUCGGAAGUUCGAAUUGUUGGAGAAAGGAAAGCAGAGUCCGGAUGGGCGGGACAGAGUGGGUGAAUGA
This is a messenger RNA of Penicillium griseofulvum, 1404 nucleotides long. Its product is annotated as Major facilitator superfamily domain, general substrate transporter. The record is from RefSeq and is a predicted model, not a curated record. Bases 1 to 1404 code for a protein of 467 amino acids. Lineage: Eukaryota; Fungi; Ascomycota; Eurotiomycetes; Eurotiales; Aspergillaceae. The transcript has a single exon.